Dama dama (fallow deer) is the source of this 2032-nucleotide messenger RNA. It is a transcript of the gene SH2D6, whose product is annotated as SH2 domain containing 6. Gene Ontology annotation, cellular component: cytoplasm. The coding region runs from base 259 to 1461 and encodes 400 amino acids. Gene Ontology annotation, biological process: intracellular signal transduction; cell surface receptor protein tyrosine kinase signaling pathway. The transcript has 17 exons. The record is from RefSeq and is a predicted model, not a curated record. NCBI's taxonomy places the organism in Eukaryota, Metazoa, Chordata, Mammalia, Artiodactyla, Cervidae.
GAGGGAGUUCUUCCUCCCGUUGAGGGGAGGGCGGGGCAGAGGGGCUAGAGAUUCAGCUGUGAGAGGCGAUGAAAGGGAGGCGGGGGAAGCUAGGGCUGGGCGUGGCAUGGGUGAAGUUAGCCUGGGGUUGGAGGCCACAGCAGGUCCUCCUUCCUGGUUCUUGGGAGAUGCAAAUGAUAGGAACAAUAGGGCCCCUGUCCCCAGGCCAUUUGUGGUAGAACCUGGGCUCUGGGGAGGCAGAGCUCCUUCACCCUAGCCAUGGAGAAGCUCAGCAGACGAAAGGCCAGGUCGGGGCCACCGCUUCCACCUCCAAGAUGUGCAAUCUCCUGUUCAGACUCCCAAGCUUGGAGAAAAGAUGAACCCUGCCCAUCUCCUCUGUCUGUCCCAAGGACCUGGAGACACAGGCAUCCCUUCCUGGAAGCCCCAGAGGAGGAGGAAGAGGAGGAGGAUAAAUAUGAGCUGCCCCCCUGUGAGGCUCUGCUCCGCCACCUCGCCCCUGCCCAACUUUCUGGCAUUGAGGAGGACUCUUUGUACUUGGAUCACUCGGCUCCCCUGGGCCCUCCCACAUCACCACUGCCACCACCACAGCCCCAGCCGGAGAUGGUACACAGCCUCCCUGCCCGCCCCACCCCAGCAUACCAUUUUCCACCCAAGGCAGCGCUGAGCCCACUGGAGGCCCUGAAGCAGAGCUGGCCCUUUGGAAGGCGAGAGCUGGGUGAACCGGCCCGAGCGGUGCCAGGCCCUGCGAAGGAGCCCGAUGAGGACAUCUAUGUGGAGUGUGAGCGCAGUCCAGCCCCUGCCUUUACUCAGACUCUGAGCUCCCCAGUCCUGACGGCCCCAGUCCCCCUACCAAGGAUAUCCGUGGGGUCCAGGCCCACCAUAACCCCCCAAGAAGCUCAGAAUGGAGCAUCAAAGGCCACCUCUGAAGGGUCUGUACCAAAUCAGGAAGCUCCCAGCCCGUAUCUUAACAUCACUCCUCACUUGGAGGUCACGCGUGGCCCAGCCGAAAGGAGAACCUCUCUUUCUUCUGUAGCCGCCGCCCAGAACACCUCAGCUGCCCAGGAAGGCAAUCUGCUGGGUCAGCCUUGGUACUCGGGGAACUGUGACCGCCAUGCUGCUGAGAGCGCCCUGCUCCGAUGCCAGAAGGAUGGAGCCUACACCGUGCGCCCCAGCUCAGGCCCUCGUGGCACCCAGCCCUUCACCCUGGCAGUACUUCUCCAUGGCCGAGUCUUCAACAUUCCCAUCAGGCGGCUGGCUGACGGGCGCCACUACGCCCUGGGCCGGGAGGGCAGGAACCAUGAAGAGCUCUUCUCCUCCGUGGCCGCCAUGGUCCAGCACUACACGCAGCAUCCCUUACCGCUCCUGGACAGACAGAGCGGCAGCCGGCAGCUCACCUGCCUGCUCUUCCCCACCAAGCCCGGACGCCACAGCACAUGUGAGGCCUCACCUCUGGCCCCAUAGUUUGCCCCUUGGGCUGUCUCCCUCGCCUCUUCCAGUUUUCCAUACCCCCCCUCCAGACUCCCCAUCCUUUGUCCCAGUCCCUCCAGGCCCCUGGGAAGGAUGGCCCAGAGACAGAAAGUGUCCCCAAGUCCCCACUCCAUCCUCACCCAAAGCCUGGAAUUGCUACUCUGCUCCCCCCUCCAUUGGGAAGCAGGGGACAGGCAGGGCCCCCGUUUGCAGCCCCCAGGCAUGGCCUCCCAAGCUGCUCUGAAUGAAGCCCUUCUGGGGGAAGCUGAACCUCACGGGAGAGUCUGGGCAGUCCUGCUUGAACACAAGGAGAAACCACCGGCAUUUUAUAAGAGGUUUAACAGGGAGUUGGCCUCUGGGAGAGACUUGAUGGCACUGCACAUAGUUUUGCUUUCAAUAAAUAUUUGUUGAAUGAAUUCUUGAAUUCUGUUGAGCGAAGCAGAGACGGCCUCUUCCGUGAGGCGCCACGGUUCUCAAGUGUCCCAGGGCACAGCCUGGGCCUGGGAGUGCUAGAGCAGUAGUGGCCAGGCCAGAAGGGCCAGCCCCUUUUCUGCCCCCUGGCUGG